Molecule: messenger RNA, 375 nt
Organism: Chondrus crispus (carragheen)
Lineage: Eukaryota; Rhodophyta; Florideophyceae; Gigartinales; Gigartinaceae
Exons: 3
Coding region: 163-375 (70 amino acids)
Biological process (GO): translation
Cellular component (GO): ribosome
Molecular function (GO): structural constituent of ribosome
Source: RefSeq, a predicted model, not a curated record
AACGCCUUCGUUGCCCCCUUCUCCGCCGCUACCGCGCCCGUGACUCGCCCGCGCGCUCUGUGCGCGCAAGCGCGCCCCGCGGCGCCCUUCUUCUCCAGCGCGGCUUUCGGUGCCUCGGUGCCCGCGCGAGUUGCAGCGCCCCCCGCACGCGCGCCGAUGCGCAUGGAUGUCACCGUCAUUGUCGGUGAUAAUGAGCCUGUUGAGAGCGCGAUUCGCCGUUUCAAGAAGGACGUCAGCAAGUCUGGACAUUUGUUUGAGCUGCGGAGACGUCGAUAUUUCGAGACGAACACUGAGAAGCGUAUUCGCAAGGCUGCUGCCGCUCGUCGUAAAGCGAAGAUUGCUCGUCGCACUGCGCGUCACGAAAGAAGUUUCUGA